Molecule: messenger RNA, 2432 nt
Organism: Daldinia decipiens
Lineage: Eukaryota; Fungi; Ascomycota; Sordariomycetes; Xylariales; Hypoxylaceae
Product: cytochrome P450
Exons: 8
Coding region: 231-1808 (525 amino acids)
Molecular function (GO): heme binding; monooxygenase activity; oxidoreductase activity, acting on paired donors, with incorporation or reduction of molecular oxygen
Source: RefSeq, a predicted model, not a curated record
CACCAACGAAAGGUAUCGAUAUCCAUACUCUUAAAAUUCGUCUAAGCUAAUAGAUAGCGGCAACUAGUUUCAAGCCACGACUCAAUCUGAAGUCGACACUACUCGGGUUACCUGAUAUGGAAAUAGCGAGAUGAUCCUCAAUUAAGAACGAAGACGACUAGGGUUAUGAUUAUGUACACGUAAAAGAGAGGCCAUUCCAAAUUCAAGAGGUCUUAGUAGCACUGUCCAAUAUGGACAGUUCUAAAUCAUUCGUCGAGUCACUUACACGCAUAGGCGUAGUGUUCAUCGUCACUGGGAUAUUUAUUUAUAGUGCUUUUAGAACCCUGUAUCGAAGGUUUCCAUAUCCACUUCCACCGUCUCCUCCAGCGGAGCCCAUCCUCGGGCAUUUCAGGAGGCUACCAACAGAAAAUGCCCACUUUAAGCAUAUGGAAUAUGCUAAGCAGUAUGACUCCGAUAUCAUCUAUUUCAAUGUGUUGGGUAACCAUAUGGUCGUCCUUAACACCCAGAAGGCUGCGAAUGAGCUUUUGGAUAAGCGCGGGGCCAAUUAUCUAGACAGACCUAGAUUUGUCCUGUUUGAUGUUAUGGGAUGGGGUUUGACCUUAACUUUUCUUCCAUACGGACCGAGAUUUCGUUUGCAUCGUUCAGUCUUACAAACGGGAUUCACCAAGACGGCGAUCACAAAUUACAGACCAAUUCAGGAAGAUGAAGCGAGGCAAGCAGUUUCAAGAAUUCUUAAACACCCGGAGGCUUGGGACUUUUCACUUCGGCGCUUUGCUUCUGCGAUAGUUCUUCGUAUUGGAUUUGGUGUUACUGUUAGAUCAGAUGACGACCCUUAUAUCAAAAUCGCGAUAGAUGCUAAUAUGGCUACCGGAGGAGGAGGAAACCCGGGAACUGCCUUAGUUGACUAUCUACCAUCAUUUCGACACAUCCCACAAUUUCUUAACUUUUCAAGAAGCCUACAGCACGCGCGAAAAUGGGGAUGGGCUAUUCAAAAUUUACACAAUAUUCCGUUUUCAGCCAUCAAAAAAGAGUUUGAUGAGGGGACGGCCAACCCAUCAUUCGCAUAUUCACUCCUCACUAAGCACAAAGAAAAUGAGGAGAAAGGUAUUGCUAAUGAGCUUACACUUCGAGACAUCCAGGGUGCAUCUGGCGCCGUUUUUAUCGCGGGUUCUAAUACGACCUUCGCUACGACGACUAUUGCCAUCCUGAAUAUGAUGCUGAAUCCUGAAGUUUUUCAAAAAGCGAGAGCCGAGAUUGAUAGGGUAGUUGGAACAGAAAGACUCCCUACGUUCCAAGACAGGCCAAAUUUACGUUACAUUGACUAUUUAGUCGAGGAGGUCUCAAGAUGGAGACCCCUAUCACCCAUUGGAAUACCUCAUAGGUCCCUAGAAGAUGAUAUUUACAAUGGAAUGUUUAUCCCCAAAGGGACUGUGGUUUAUUACAAUACAUUCGCUAUGUCUAGAGACUCCAGCGUGUAUAAGGACCCCGAGAAGUUCAACCCGGAUAGAUAUAUCCCAAAGGAAGAAGGCGGGGAUGGCGAGCCUCUACUGGUUGGCCCGUUUGGCUUCGGUCGCAGAGUAUGCGUUGGGCGUCAUUUAGCACAAGCAUCGGUGUGGAUAAUUAUGGCAACUCUCAUCGCCACAACUGACAUAUCGAAACCUGUUGGGCCAGAUGGAGAGGCUAUUGAACAAACUAUCCAAUUCAGCACUGGAUUAUCGAGCCAUCCUGGCAAGCUCGAUGUAGUUUUUAGACCCAGAUCUGAGAAGGCCCAAAGACUUCUUGCUGAGACAGUUAAGGAUGCUCAGUAACUUAAGGACUUGAUGGAUAACUUUUACAGCUCAUUCUAUGAUAUUGAAUCAUUUUGGUAUGAUCGUACGGGGUUUCUGCCUGGAUUGCCGCGGAUAACCACAGUUUAUUGCUCGUCAUUUCUGACUUUAUCCCUUCAGCUCAAUAAGCUCGCUGAGCCUUUUAGCUAUACUCUCUGACCAACCUGGGUCGUUGAUAUCAGUAUCAAGCUCAUUGACCGAUAUCCCACUCCCUUCAAGCCUAUUCUUGAUAGCCGUAAAUAACGCCUCGUCAGAUGUCUUGUCGUAAAAGGCCUGUCCUUGUACAUCAAGAGCGCUGACACCCCUCAAAGGGAGCCAUACUUCUGUAAAUUCAGACCCAAUGCAGUUUUCCCUAAGCCUCUGCGCUACUCUCUUUCCCAAUUCUUCACACUCUUUCUCUGUUGUUCGCACCAAGGUUGACCAAGGAGUGUGCUCGAUGAGAUUUCUCUCCCGAAAUUCUUUUGGCACAGUGUCACUCGGUCCGAAGUCUACCAUAUCCAGAGCACCGACGCUGACUAUUUGAGGCAAGCCUGCCUUGGCAGCAGUCAUCAAUCUGCUAUUGCCGGCGCUAAAUACGCCACCAGCCAAUUCAUCAGCCAGCUCGGU